GUUAUAUUUAAUUUUGAAUGAUCAGAACCAACUCUACUCAAAAAACAAAAUAGGUUGUACUUUCAAACGGAUAAGUUCAAUCGCUGAGUCCAUUUAAUAGUGCAAUAAGAUUAAGCAGUCAUUAUUAAGAAGCUCCAAGCACACCAUAGAGAUAAAUAGUUUCUUAAAAUGCUUUAAGAUUGAUAGUUAAUAAUCAUUAAGCAGAAGUUAGAUAAUCUAAUGCUUUUACACCAAAUGGCAAACAAUAAUAAGCAGGAAAGACCUAUUAAGAGAAUAGAUCUGUGAUAGUUCAAGAUAACACAAGAAUGCAAUAAUUAAUAAAUGAUAACAUGUACUUAUCCCAAGCAUUGGAACAAACAAAAAAUGAAUUGAAAUAGUAUCAACAAUCUACACAUGAAAGUCAAUAGUUAGAUUUCAUUAAGGUGAAAAUAGAGAGUCUCGAAAAGGUGAUAGAUGAUUAAGCUUUGGAAAUUGAACAAUGGAAAUAGAGAUAUCAAAAGGUUUGUACACAAGAUCCUUAAGAUUCGAUGCUUUAAAUGGAAUCUUAGAUUAUGUUAGUAAUAUAAGAAAAUGAAAGAUUGAACAUUUUAGUAAAAAAUAUUUAGGACUCAACAGAUAAAAAGGAUUAGUUAAUUUCACAAUAGGAUUAGGAGAUUAAAAAGCUUAAAGAAAAAAUCAAAAUAUCAGAUAAAACAAUAUAGAGUUAAAAAGAGGGUAAAUUAUAUUAAUUAUUUUAAAUAGAGAUAAAAUAAUGGCAUGAUAACUUUGCAGAAUUCGAAAAAAAUUCAAAGUAGUAAGUGAGUCAUGAAUCUGAAUUAUUAAAAAGCAAAAUGAAGAUCUAAGAACUUGAAUUUUAAUUACAUAAAAAGAAAGUCAGUGAGAAUAAUAAUGGAUAAAAAUUGAGUUAAAGGAAAUUUGAUGAAAAUCCAGAAUUAGAACUUAAAUUAAGAUAACUAUUAGAAGAGAAUAAUAAAUUAACUCUUUUGAUCGAUAGUUUGUAAACUGAAAAUACAAAAUUAAAAUCAACAAAGUAGAGUAGAUCAACUAGUUGCUUUUAGUCAAAUAGUCAAUUAUCUUAAGGAGUUCUCGAAUAAAUUAAAUAAGUAAUUGAAUUUAUGAAUAAAUUAGGAAUUAUUUAAUUAAUAGUUAUUUAGCACUGAAGAGUUUAAGAAACUUAAAGUAAUCUAUCAAUAGAAUGAAACCUUGAGGAAUCAAUUAGAUAAUGCUAAUGAAUAAAUUUCAAUUUUGAAAAAAAGUCUUCAAUAUUAUGAGGAUGAACAAAAUGUACCUUCUGAUUAGCUCUUCGAUGAAUUCUUAUAAAGCUAAAGUCAUUGUUUAAACAUGAUAUAACAAUUAUAAUAAUGA
Molecule: messenger RNA, 1365 nt
Organism: Paramecium octaurelia
Lineage: Eukaryota; Ciliophora; Oligohymenophorea; Peniculida; Parameciidae
Source: the annotation of a GenBank genome assembly